AUGCCACAACUUUGGUUAGUAUUAGCCGGCCUAGCGUCCUUAUGUGGCUGCGACGCUUUCAAAAUUCUCGUAGUUUUUCCGAUGGCAAGUAGAAGUCACGGCAUUCUCGGUGAUGGAUUAGUACGACUCCUGGCUGAAAGAGGACAUGAGAUUACGUACAUAACAGCGUUCCCGGUCAAAAGGUCUCACCAAAAUGUCACCCAGAUCGACGUGUCCGGCUUAGAAUUCCAACUGCCAGGUGAUAACUAUUUCGGAGCCAUUACUAAACACCAUUGCUGA
Diatraea saccharalis (sugarcane borer) is the source of this 279-nucleotide messenger RNA. Lineage: Eukaryota; Metazoa; Arthropoda; Insecta; Lepidoptera; Crambidae. The record is from the annotation of a GenBank genome assembly.